Messenger RNA from Blastocystis hominis, 885 nucleotides. RefSeq lists its product as hypothetical. The coding region runs from base 1 to 885 and encodes 294 amino acids. The transcript has 7 exons. NCBI's taxonomy places the organism in Eukaryota, Bigyra, Opalinata, Blastocystidae. The record is from RefSeq and is a predicted model, not a curated record.
AUGAAUCGCACCGAAGUUCAGUUUUAUUACCAAAACGAGCAGGAAUUGAUUCAUUUCGAUGAGAUCGCAAAGGAAACAAACAAAGCACAUCAACUCAUUCAUCACUACAUCGAUUACUCGCAGCUCAUCACCGAUCGUCAUCGAGUGCGUUGGGAGCACGGCGAUUGGUCCGAGAAAACCGACUUAAUGUUGCUUCUGUUGAGUUCUGUGAUGAAAACGGGUCAAUUCAACGAAUACGCAUUUGCAGAUAUCAUUACUCGCUACAAAUACGAAGGCGUUACACUGUUUGAAGAUCAGGCUGGAUUCGGACUGAUCAAAACGCUGAACAUUUUGGCCAACACGGAGCAAUUCGCACACGCUCCCACGGAAUGCAGCAAAACGGUGUGGGAGAAGAGUAAUGAAAUGAAUCUGGAAAGCCAAUGCAUUCCUCACUCCAUGUUGCUUCCUAUUUUGUUUUUUGAUGAUUCGGUUCGAAUAACGGAGAAUGUGAUUGGCUGCUGCAAAACGACGCAUUAUGAUUUGCGUUGCAUCGGAAUUUCGCUGCUUUUAGCUCGCGUUUUGUGUCACACGUUAGCAGAAUUGAACAAAGAAGAGCCCACAAGCCAAACACGAUGUCAAUAUAUGAAGGAAGAAUAUUCCAAUGUGAAGAAGUAUUUCCAAGAGCAGAAGGACCAAGCGAUUAUGGAGCGGAUUCUCGAAGUGAAAGACGACUGGAGCGAUUUGCUGAGUAUUCGCAACGAAAUCGAAGAGAAGCAAUUGUAUCUUUGCCUGAUUCUAGUGGAUUUGAAAUAUAGAGGGGAAGUCUAUGAGUGCUUUUUGUAUGCAGCGUUCUUCUACGUCUACGAUUAUCCUUAUAUCAAUGCGAUGAUGCGUGUAGGCAAUUGA